GAGAAGGAUCAGAGUUUGUGCGAGAAGGGAAGAGAUUAACUCGGGCUGCACGCAGGCAAACCACGGAGCUGCUAGCAGUUAGCCUUAGCCGCCUUAUCACUUCUCCGUCCUCGUCCUCUCCCGGCCACUCUGCUCUCCAGUCCCGUCCUCUCCACGCCAUUUCUUUGAGUGCGCAUAUGAAGCAAAUUGAUCCAAAGUAGCGAAGGAGCUCCCUCCCCACCAUCCCCGCUUCUUCCUCCUUCAAGCGUGACCGUGUGUGUGUGUGAGCUACGUGGGCAAAACCCAAACAAACGCGCCUUCAAAUAAGCUACUGGUUACAAUCGGUGUCCUGUUACCUGUCAUCGGAUGCACAACACGAUGAUGCGCUACGUUGCAGUGCGAGGCGGCCUCGGUCUGCUUGCCGUGAGAAGGGCGUGUCUACUCUACCGGUUCGCCCAUUCGGCCCCGCAGAGCCACUACCGGCCCAUCAAGAAAGUGAUGGUGGCUAAUCGAGGUGAGAUCGCCAUCCGUGUGUUCAGAGCUUGCACCGAGCUGGGGAUUCGGACGGUGGCCGUCUACUCUGAGCAAGACACUGGCCAGAUGCACCGGCAAAAAGCAGAUGAGGCCUACCUGAUUGGAAAAGGUCUGGCGCCGGUCGCCGCCUACUUGCACAUCCCUGACAUCAUCAAAGUAGCCAAGGACAACAACGUGGACGCCAUCCACCCAGGCUACGGAUUCCUAUCGGAGCGCUCGGACUUUGCUCAAGCCUGCGUCGACGCCGACGUGAUGUUUGUCGGACCGACUCCGGAAACCGUCCGCAAGAUGGGCGACAAAGUAGAGGCCCGCUCCCUUGCCAUCAGUGCCGGUGUACCGGUGGUCCCGGGAACCGACUCCCCCAUCAGCUGCCUACAGGAGGCCCACGCCUUCGCCCAGACCUACGGCUUCCCCAUCAUCUUCAAAGCGGCCUACGGGGGCGGCGGCCGAGGCAUGAGGGUGGUCCGAGAGUACGAGGAACUUGAAGAGAACUACCAGCGGGCCUACUCGGAAGCGCUGACGGCUUUCGGCAAUGGCGCUCUGUUUGUGGAGAAGUUUAUUGAAAAACCGAGACAUAUUGAAGUGCAGAUCCUCGGAGAUAAAUUCGGUAAUGUCAUCCACCUCUACGAGAGAGACUGCUCCAUUCAGCGGCGCCACCAAAAGGUGGUGGAGAUCGCGCCAGGUUUCCAACUGGACCCUCAGCUGAGAAACCGGCUUCAUUCGGACGCUGUCAAUCUCGCCAAAAUGGUGGGCUACGAAAACGCGGGCACGGUGGAGUUCUUGGUGGACAAACACGGCAAGCAUUACUUUAUUGAAGUCAACUCGCGGCUUCAGGUGGAGCACACGGUGACGGAGGAAAUCACCGACGUGGACCUGGUGCACGCUCAGCUACACGUGUGCGCCGGCCGCAGCUUGCCAGAACUGGGCCUCAGACAGGACAAGAUCAGAGUCAACGGUUGCGCCAUCCAGUGCAGGGUGACCACCGAGGACCCGUCCAGAGGCUUUCAGCCAGACACCGGCAGGAUCGAGGUAUUCCGAAGCGGCGAAGGCAUGGGCAUCCGUCUGGACAGCGCCUCGGCCUUUCAGGGCGCUGUCAUCUCGCCGCACUACGACUCCCUUCUGGUCAAAGUCAUCGCCAGCGGCAAGGACCUGUCCACCGCCGCCUCCAAGAUGAGCCGAGCUCUGGCCGAGUUCAGAGUGAGGGGGGUCAAGACCAACAUCCCCUUCCUGCAGAAUGUAUUCUCCAACCACCAGUUCCUCCACUCCACCGUGGACACGCAGUUCAUCGACGAGAACCAGGAGCUGUUCAACCUCAAGCCCACGCAGAACCGAGCGCAGAAGCUGCUGCACUAUCUGGGUCACGUGAUGGUGAACGGACCGACCACACCCAUCCCGGUGAAAGCCAAGCCGUCUUCUAUUGACCCGGUCAUCCCACCUGUCACCAUGGGUAUGUGUCUAAGCUUGGCUU
This is a messenger RNA of Syngnathus typhle (broad-nosed pipefish), 1981 nucleotides long. RefSeq names its product pyruvate carboxylase, mitochondrial-like. Gene Ontology annotation, cellular component: cytoplasm. The record is from RefSeq and is a predicted model, not a curated record. Gene Ontology annotation, biological process: pyruvate metabolic process; gluconeogenesis. NCBI's taxonomy places the organism in Eukaryota, Metazoa, Chordata, Actinopteri, Syngnathiformes, Syngnathidae. Gene Ontology annotation, molecular function: pyruvate carboxylase activity; metal ion binding; ATP binding. The annotation marks the transcript as partial. The transcript is spliced from 14 exons.